AUGGAGAGGAAGAAAGAAAAAGGCCAGGCAGGAGGAACCACAGCCACGACGCAGCUUUUCUCCGGCUUCUUCCUCGCUCUGUCUCCAGAUCUGGUGUACUUCCACAAGGAUGAAAUCAUUAAAAUUUGGGAUUGUGUGUCUGAGUGCUGUCGCCAGGACCUGCUGCUGAAGAAGAGAGUUGGGCUGAUGGGCCUGGGUACCAUCCACAUUAUGAAGAAACCCAUCUGGCAUGGAGAAGGGGAAGGUUUCAUGGCAGACACGCCGGAGUUUGAGCUGAGCAAGCCCCUUCCCCUGGUGGGGAAGAAUCUCCGUCAUGGGCAAAGCCCUGUGCCUGGGAUCUCCAGAGAUGAUGAGCUGAUCUGUGCUGAGGUGGCCCAGCACCUGCACAAGCCCAAGGCCACCAUCAUGACGUGCAUCAAGGCCACUCUGCAGAUCUGUGAGUGGGCCCUGUCCAGUGGGAAGAACUUUGACUUUGUGUUCAAGGACAUCGGGGUCCUGCUCUGCCGCGGGAAACACGUGGUCAUGAGGUUCUUUGAAGGCCUGGUCCAAGAGGUGGCUCAGUUACAAGGCCUGGCAGAAGGGCUGCUCCAGUCACUAGAUCUGAAGCUGUUGUCCAUAGCCCAGCUGGAAAAGGACAUGUCCCAGAUCCCUGCUGGAGGUGUCUUUGUGCUGCCACACUUUGUGCAGGCAGAUGGGAAGUCCGAGCCACAUCCUCUAAGUGCUUUGCUACAAGACGCUGUCACAGCAACCAAAACCAAGACCAAGCACCAAACAAGACCAGUUUGCUGCCUCCAAUUGAGAACUCUGUGA
Melospiza melodia melodia is the source of this 810-nucleotide messenger RNA. RefSeq names its product coiled-coil domain containing 81 (gene CCDC81). Gene Ontology annotation, cellular component: centrosome. The record is from RefSeq and is a predicted model, not a curated record. Bases 1 to 810 code for a protein of 269 amino acids. The transcript is spliced from 7 exons. NCBI's taxonomy places the organism in Eukaryota, Metazoa, Chordata, Aves, Passeriformes, Passerellidae.